Messenger RNA from Sceloporus undulatus (fence lizard), 1943 nucleotides. Its product is annotated as ubiquilin-1-like. Bases 275 to 1687 code for a protein of 470 amino acids. Lineage: Eukaryota; Metazoa; Chordata; Lepidosauria; Squamata; Phrynosomatidae. The transcript has a single exon. Gene Ontology annotation, molecular function: polyubiquitin modification-dependent protein binding. The record is from RefSeq and is a predicted model, not a curated record. Gene Ontology annotation, biological process: ubiquitin-dependent protein catabolic process. Gene Ontology annotation, cellular component: cytosol.
GAGAGGGGGAAGACCUUGGCUAAGAGGCUCUCCCAUGUUCCCCUUCCUAGAGUCCAUUCCCACCAAUCUCAGUGUAUAUGGGGUGGUCUCCUGCCUUCCAGAAGGGUCCCACGACCACAGUGGUAAGAAAAACAGCCCUGUAGCCCUGCAGACGUGAAACCAAGAGCCUUCCUUGGGCAUCUUCCCUUCUACCCACAGCAGGAAGUCACCCCCUGACCCUGUUUCCUUUCCUGCCACCCAUACUCCUUCUCUUCCUCCUCUUCCUCGGUGUGUCAUGGAGACCAUGGACAAAAACCAGGAAGGUGCCACCCUGACCUGUCCGGCGGUCAUCGCCUCCAACCCCAGCUUCAUCUGCGUCACAGCCAAAUCCCCCAAGGGCAGUGCGCAGUUUGUCCUCCCAGAGAUCAGCACCGUCCAGCAGUUCAAGGAGGAACUCUCCAAGCACUUCAACUGUGAGACCAGCCAGCUGGUCCUAGUCUUCUUUGGGCGGAUCCUGAAGGACCAAGACACCCUCCGGCAGUGUGGGAUCAGCGAUGGGAUGACGGUCCACCUGGUGAUCCGGUCCCUCAAGAGGGACCCAGAGGACCCAACCCGACCUUCCUAUGUGCCCAGGGCCUCUGACUGCACCCCGAACCCACCCGACAAUGGAAGUCUCCCCUCCCCAGCUUUCAGCUCCAGCACCCAGGGCCUAUGGAGCCACCCGGAGACCAACCCUUCCAGUGCUGCGUCAGAGUGGCAGCUGGUGCCCACCUCGGAGAAGAUCAUCCAGAAGGUCCGGCAGGUGAUCCUGGCCAAUCCAGAGGUCCAACAGCUGGCCCAGAAGGUGCCAGCCAUCGGCCACAUCCUCAACAACAUGGGCAUCAUGAGGGUGAUCCUGAACAAAAUGAGGGAAAUCAUGGACAUGGCCAAGAACCCAGAAAUGGUGCAGGACCUCAAGAACCCUGACCAGGCCUUGCCCAACCUCCAGAACAAUAUUCCUGGGGGAGACAAUCCCUUGAGGCAACUCAACAGCGACGUCCAUGAACCAAGUUUGAACGCAUCCCCGGAUGCCUUUGUUGCACCCAGCCCUUACGCCACCCUGGUGAGGAACUCCUGCCCAGAGCACUCGGGGUUGAGGGGCCAGGAGCCCCCCACGGAGGAUGCCCGAGACCGCUUGGGCCGCCUUCCCUUCUCCCACAGCACCACCAGCCUCUGCACUAAUGGCAGCGACGACAUCUUCAACAGCCUCGCCAGCCCUCUUGGGCACAGCUUGUCAGUGCCGAACCUCAUGCCCGCUUCUGGCACUGAGAUGUUCAACACUGGGGGCAUCCAGGCACCGGAAGCUGCUGAGAUCCCAAUGCUGAUUGUGAACCUCUGCAAUGCCUACACAAAGCGUGUGAUGUUCUCCCUGAUGCAGAACGCCCUGCUGGCUUCAGAAGGGACCUGGCCGGCAGACCCAGAGAGCAUCCAACAGCAGAUGAUGCACUUCUCCCAACAGAUGCAGAGCCCUGAGAUGGUGGCCGCCAUGUCCAACCCCAAGGCCAUCCAAGCCUGGGUCCAGAUGGAACAGGGCCUGCAGGCGCUCCUGGCCGAAGCCCCUGUCCUCAUCCCUUGGUUCAUGCUGCGGCUGAAGGGGCUGGGCUACUCCACCGGCGGGAACCCUUGGCCCAGCGACUCUCCAUGCCAAGGGCCAGUCAUCUUGGAAUAGCCCACAGGACACCGGGCAACACUGCCUCACUUGCCUGCCUUCCCAAGAGUCAAUUUGCCAGCCCACCAAAAUUCUCCACACACCAAAUGUUGUGAGGCUGAUGGGAAGAAAUGUGGAUGAUGGGUGAAUUGCUCCAUCCCUGCUAAAUUGCUGUGACGCACAAGAAAGAGUCCCAGGGCAUCUAGGGCAAAGCAGGAAUGGGGAGUCUCCUCUCGGCAGCUGGUGGACUCAAAAGGCAACUCUGGUGUGAUAAAGA